UUUCGCAUGUGACAAACUGUUGUGUAGCCCGCCCUGAGUGUACCGUGAUGGCUAUAUCUGGCUUCUUUUGAACUAUUUUUGUUAUUAACCCUCUAAAUUCUGAAAAAAAUUUGUAACAAAUUACAUAGUGCAUAAAAUCCCAUAAACAAUGCAGAAUGAAUUUCAAAAUAAUCCUGGCAUGGAAACGGAGGAAAAUGUGAUAGCUGCAGCGUGGGCCCGUGAGAAUAUGCCAACUGAUUCAGCAGAAGAAAUUGUUCAUGCCGCUGAUGAUGGAGAGGAAGAGUCAAUUGAAGGAAAAUCGCCAAAAACGCCAAAGAAUAGACGGUGGGGAAAACAUGCAAGAAGAAGGUAUUGCAGGGCAUGGGAAGAAGAAGAGUGUUUUAUUCAGUGGUUGAUGCCAGUUGCCGGGGACGAACAGUCUGCUGCUUGCCGAUUCUGUCGUUGCACACUUCGAGCUCAUCACGCUGAUCUCAGACAGCAUUCUCAAACGGGAAAGCAUAAAAAGAACGCCGCUAGAUUCACAAAGGUGGAACCGAUUUCCUGCUUUCAUUCGCGCAGCUUCGGUGCGCAGUAUGACCCAUCACGAGAAAGGUCAAUUCUGGCACCUGCUUGUGUAGGCUUCCACAGUUCCACUGCGAGAGCAAAUUUAAAGGUGUUUCACAACUCAAUCGUGUUCAUGCAGUGUCACAUUCGCGAGUCUGAAGGUCGUAAAAUUUUAUAGGAAACUUUAUCUCCAUGAAUUCCAAGGAAGUUUUGACUGCUGCCACCCAGCUUGUAUCAUUCAUUAACAAAUCACCAUCCCCAUAUCAUGCUGUGCAAGCAUGUAGACUGAGGCUCCAGGAUGCAGGAUUCACUGAACUCAAGGAGAAAGAAACAUGGUAUCUACAUCCUAAUCAGAAGUACUUUUUCACAAGGAACCAGUCAACCCUGAUAGCAUUUGCUGUUGGAGGAAAGUAUGCUGCAGGAAAUGGCUUUACUAUGAUAGGAGCACACACAGAUAGUCCAUGUCUGAGAGUAAAACCAGUUUCAAAGAUAGAGAAGCAUGGAUAUGUGUCUGUUGGAGUGGAGACUUACGGAGGUGGGAUUUGGAAUACAUGGUUUGAUCGAGAUUUGACUGUCGCUGGACGUGUUUUGGUCAGGAAUAAUGACAAGGUGGAACAUAAGUUGGUCCAUAUUGAUCGACCAAUCAUGCGAGUCCCCAAUCUGGCCAUACAUCUCAACAGAGCAGUCAAUGAAGGCUUUGCCCCUAAUAAAGAAAAUGAGCUGAAGCCUGUUUUGGCAACAAGCAUCACUGCACAGCUGGAGAAAGUUGUUGAUGAAAGUAACAAGGAUAUUUCAGUGCCUGCUGCCUUGAAUGCGAAACAUUCCCCUGUCCUGUUAAAUCUGCUGGCAGCUGAACUUGGAUCCUCUCUAUCUGAUAUCAUGGACUUUGAGCUCUGUGUUGCUGACACACAACCUGCAGUAGUUGGAGGAGCCUUGAGUGAAUUCAUUUACUCACCACGCUUGGAUAAUCUCUUCUGCUCGUUUGGUGCAAUUCAGAGUUUGGUGGCCUCUUGUGAAACUUCCAACAGUCUUGAAGAGGAUCCCAAUAUCAGAGCUGUAAUGCUCUUUGAUAAUGAAGAGGUCGGUUCAAUGAGUGCUCAAGGUGCACAAUCGUCAUUGGCUGAAUACUUUAUGAGAAGGAUCUCUGCUGGAAGUCACCAAACAGCCUUUGAAGAGUGUGUUCCUAAGUCAUUCCUUCUAAGUGCUGAUAUGGCUCAUGCUGUCCAUCCAAACUAUGCAGAAAAGCACGAAGAAAAUCAUCGAAUUAAUCUACACAAGGGCCCUGUUCUGAAGAUCAACAGCAAUCAACGCUAUGCAACCACAGCAGUCUCUUCCACCAUUCUUAAAUUAAUUGCAGAAAAGAUUGAUGUUCCGCUUCAGGAAUUUGUGGUAAGAAACGACAUGCCUUGUGGGAGUACAAUUGGUCCCAUCAUAGCAUCAAACCUAGGAUUGAGGACAGCAGAUCUUGGUUGCCCAAUGCUCAGUAUGCAUUCCUGUCGAGAGAUGAGCUGCACAACGGGUGUCUCACAGCUUAUCCAACUCUGCAAGGCUUUCUUUGAAGACUUCCCCUCUGUUGAUGAAAGAGUGAUUGUGGACUGAAACUGAUUUUGAAGAUAAGUGCAAUUGAAUACUGCCAGAUUUUGACACAGCAUCCAACCUUACUUAAUAGCUGUUGCAUAUCUGGACUCCACUACUGACUGGCCAGAUUCUCCAUCAAUAUCUACCCCUUUUCAUAUACAUUGAUUCAGUACAAUACUUUCCACUUUUAAUUGAGUACUGAAUUAGAUAAAGCUGUAUUUUAUGUAUAUCUCUAUAUUAUGAAAUCUUUAUGAAAAUCGUUAUAUUGUCAUUUUGAUGCCUUAGCAUUACUUAUGAACUUAUUACAGUCAUGUGGUUUCUUCUUUUUGUAUGAUAUUUAUUGUUUCAAGUCGCUAUUCGUUUUGAAAUAUGUAAAAUAAUUACAUAUCACAAAUGAAAGCAAAGUGAUUAUGAGAUUACAAAACAUAGCUCAGAAAUUUAUUUGUAUGAAUGUAAUAUUCAACAAAGUGUUCAUUUGUUAUUCGUUUGUUCAUCUUGAGUUGUAAACAUAAGCUUUUCAAUCUCAUUUUCCAUCCUUAAACCCAAGAUAUAUAUUUGUCUUUCACACUAGCAAUUCUUAAUCCUGAGCUAUCUACUAAGGCAUGCAUGUUAUUACAUAGUAUCACAUCGCACAGUAAUUGUCUUCUGCUUUUUUUGUAUAGUUGGUUAAUGUGGGUUGGUCAAUCUUGGCAAAAAUAAGUUGGUAAGGAGGAGAUUAGACUUAACCCAAUAUUUUUGGGGUCAAGUCUCACAGAUAUCCUGGGGUUGAGCAGACUAUUCGCAGUGUGAAUGAUGUGUAAUAAUUGCCAUACUUCUUCAUUAUACUGAAAUAAAGGGAAAAUGCUGUCAUUGAGAAUGGGUACAUAGGCCACAUGCAGUAGGUGUUUAGUUCCUUGGUUUGCUCUAACUGUGGUGAUAAUAUUUCCCAUUCUGAACUUGGAUGGAGCAAAUAGGUACUUGGUAAUAAUCUCAAAUGGAGAAUUUUUGGGAGGUAAUUGAUUAGCUGUUAGAGAUGUACCGUUGUGUAGUGGACACAGCAACACAUAGGGGUGGGGGAGGCCUACUAUUCCUUAAUUGUUUCCCAAAGUGGUCCCCUUCACCCCUCAAAAAUCAAAAGAAAAAAGAUUAUGAGGGAGAAAUGUAUAUAGAGUUUCUGAACCCUCCCUCCUUAAUAUCUUGCAUCCACCCUUGCUUACUCAUCUUUAGUACUUUUUUUGGCCUGUUGUUUCUUUGUAUUGUACUAUUAUGAACAUUUAAUUCAAUUAAAUAUAUGUUUAUUAAGAUUAAUUUAACAAGUGUUCAUUAUGGUGUUUGUAAAAUGACAGUGUAUGAUCAGGUAACAAAGCAUGUACACCUGCAACAAUGCUUACAAGUCUUGAUUUAUCCAAAUUAUUCAGGGUUUGGGUUUGAAUUAAAUAUUAUAUGUAGACAGGUACUAGUCUGGUUUUUAGUUGUUUGUCUUGUUUUGAAAUCUUGCAAACUGGUUUACAUACAAAUUUUGCAUUCAAGCACUUGUCACCAGCGCUGCUGUCACAAUGGAGUAGUGAUUCAGUCAUGUUAUUGUAAUAAAUUUAAGAAUUGUGUUCAUUUGCUGUGUUAACUUGAUUAGGUGACAGAAGCACAUACAUUAUUCCAAUUUCUGCAAAAAAAUUAUGGUAUAGACUAUAGUGACUAUACUCUGUUAUCUAAUGUGGGCUUAUGUAUCUUUGAUUUUGUUGAUGAGUUAAAACUUGUGACUGUAGAAAAUUGUUAAUUUGAUACUGGAGGACUACCUUUCAGAGGCAGCGGAAUGUUUUUGAAAGUGAGGGCAUGGGGCAAAAAAUCACAAUCAGAUUGCAAUUUUUAUGUUUUUUGUACACAUUUAUAAAAUAUUUAUAAAAGGGCUGGGCUGAGGCAACCUAUCCCCCUAGAAUUCCGCGGCCCCUGUCUUUAUAGUCUAAAUCAGCUUCUUCCAAAUACAUAUGAAAUGAUUUAUACUAGAUCUGAUAAGCAAUCAGAAUCCAUUCUAUAUUUUCAGAUACUGUAAUGUAUUAACCAUUCAUGUUUAUGUUUUAAGUAUGAGCAAAAUAAUGAAAAGUUAAUUAUCACGUACAACAGAAUUGUGUUAAACAGCUUGAAAAUGUAAGCCAAGUUAUAAACUAUGUGGAGAGAAGUUUCCUAGUAAAAUCUAGAUGAAUCAAUCUUCACAUGAUUUAUGUUAACAAAUUAUACAAGUAUAUCAGUGAAGUGAAUAAUUUUGAUUAUUUUGAUUGAUUAUCAAUUUUUUUCUUCAAAGAAUAUACUGAAAAAGAGCUUUAUUUAAUGAUCUACAGCAUAAGUAUGAUUCUAUUCAUCAAUUAUUAUUCGCAUAAUAGAACCCUAAAUAAGAAAUGAUUCAUAUAAGCCUUUUUUUAAAUAUUAAGAUUCCUGCAGGGAAGAUGUUCAUGUCACUAUUUGUUACCAACAUGCAAUUGGCAGUGAAGGUCAUGGGGGAGGGGUGAUCCACCCUUUUUUAUCCCCUGGCUGCUACAUAGGUAAAACAAAAUUGUUUAAAAAAACCCCCAGAUUUUAGGGUAUUUGAAAUAAGCAGUCAGAUAUGCAUUAUAUUUGAUAAGAUAAUGUUUUGCUAUGUAAUAUAUGCAACCUCAAAGGUAAUGCGUAUUUUGAAUAAAGUAUACUAUCAAUCUAAUCAUUUUA
Molecule: messenger RNA, 4797 nt
Organism: Lytechinus pictus (painted urchin)
Lineage: Eukaryota; Metazoa; Echinodermata; Echinoidea; Temnopleuroida; Toxopneustidae
Product: aspartyl aminopeptidase-like
Exons: 16
Coding region: 736-2142 (468 amino acids)
Biological process (GO): proteolysis
Molecular function (GO): aminopeptidase activity; zinc ion binding
Source: RefSeq, a predicted model, not a curated record